CGGACAUUGCAGCUAAAGUUAUCUGGAACAGUCGGCUCCGGGCAGCCGGGAAACCCAGCAAAAUAUGUUUUGAAAGUGAAUAAAUGAGAAUAAAGAAACUAAACAUCACCCUCUUACUCGUGCACAAAAAAGGAGAGAAACAGGGAGAUGGAGAGAAAGGGGGAGGGAGUCCAUUCAAGCACGGAUAAUUAGAGGAGUGGGUCACUGUCGGAAGAUCGCAUUCGACGAAGGCAGGAGGAGAGGGGAAAGCGAAUCAAAGCCGCAUAACAAUAUCAGAGGAAGGGAGACAAGAGCCUUAAUCACCGGCGCUGACGCCCAGCCUUGGCAGAUGCGAGCAGUUCCCUCCUCCAGCUCUCAGCGUCCAAUUACAAUGGACGAGCUGAGCCUGUGCGGACUGUGAACCGCUGCCCAGUCAAAGAGCGAACCGGCCAGAGGGAGGGAAGCGAUGUUCCAGCGCAUCUCCCUGCAGUGAUUUCAAGUGGGAUUUUUUGAUUUUUUAUUUUCAUUGUUAUUAUUCAAUUUUUAUUUCUAAAUCCUCCGAGCAAGUGGAAAGACUGCUGCCAGAGAUUAAGAGUGCGCAAGGAAACGGUUUGUCUCUAAAGGCCUACUAAGAAACCAACAUGACCCCCUUGUGGUUCUGCAGACUCCUCCUGAUCAUCCUAGCCUUCAGCCCUCCACUGUCCCUGGGAUGUCCCUCCAGCUGUCGCUGCUACAGCCUCACAGUGGAGUGCGGAUCCCUGGGGAUCAAAGAAAUCCCAAAAGGCGUCCCUUCUGUCACUGAGACUAUCUUCCUCCAGGACAAUGCCAUAGUGCAAAUACGUCUUCAGGACCUCACUCGCUUAGGAAGCCUUCAUUACCUGUACCUGCAGAAUAACAGCAUUUCAGCCCUGGAGCCCGGGGCCUUUCUCAGCCAAGGGCAGCUGCUGGAGCUGGCUCUCAAUAGAAACCUCAUCCACCUGGUCACCCCUGACAUUUUUAGGGGUCUAGAGCACCUCCGGGUCCUCUACCUCGCCGGCAACCAGAUUACUAGGGUCCAGGACCAUACCUUCAGAGGACUGCAGCGUCUGCAGGAACUUCACCUGCAGGAAAACAGUAUAGAGCUGCUUGCAGAGCAAGCUCUGUCUGGCUUGUCAUCACUGGCCCUGCUGGAUCUCAGCAGGAAUCACCUCCGCACUCUGGGAGCCUCGUCCCUCAAACCGCUUGUCAGCCUGCAGGUUCUCCGAGUCACAGAGAACCCAUGGCGCUGUGAUUGUGCCCUUGGCUGGCUAAGGACUUGGAUCAGCAAAGACGGACAGCGCCUCUUGAGUUCUGCAGAGCAGCGCCGUCUCAUGUGCUCAGAACCUCCUCGCCUCUCUCACCUCAGCCUGGUGGAGGUUGCUCCCAACAGUCUGGUCUGCAUCCCUCCUGUGGUGCAGCUUGAGCCAAGCCACCUGACUGUGCGACUAGGAGAGAGCCUCCGAGUGUCCUGCCAGGCCUCUGGAUACCCUCAGCCGCAGGUGACCUGGAAGAAGGCCUCUCAUGGUAAAGCCCAAGUGUCACCUCGAGGCCUAGUUCAGGAGCUGGGACCCAAUGGGGAGCUGUUCAGGCCUGGGGCUGGAGGGGUGGUGACAGCCUUGCCCAGUGGUGGAGGAGUCAAGAUGGGAGGAGCCGGAGGAAUCCAUGAACUUGUGCGUGGGACUGAGGAGGGCGGCGAGAGGGACAGCUUUGAUCCAGACAUGGGCAGCGGCAUGCUGUUCCUCAGUAAUGUGACUGUAGCACAUGCUGGCCGCUAUGAGUGUGAGGCCUGGAACCCAGGCGGAAUUGCCCGUGUUACCUUCCACCUGGCUGUCAACAUGUCCGCUUCCUCAUAUUCAUCCCAGUUCUGGCCUCGCUUGAAUACACAUUCCUAUAUUUCCUCUUCGUCUAACUCAUUAUAUCAACCAGAGGUUCUGGAUGUAAGCCAGGAGCCGCUGUAUGAGCAGGACAGCAUGGACUUCAGUGCCCUGGGCCCUGCCACACAGACUGCUAUUGCUGUUGGCAUCUCAUUGCUGGCACUAACUGCUGUGCUACUCUUGAUUAUGAUCUACACCCGUCACCAGCAGUAUCAAAAGGAGGACAGUGGCUCCUACUGUACCAGCAAGGAAGAGAGCAUCCUCUAUGUGAACGACUACUCUGAUGGACCCACCACCUUUGCACAGCUGGAAGAGUACCGCGAUGACCAUGGCCAUGAGAUGUAUGUACUCAACCGGGCCAAGCCCGUCGUUGGUUCCACUUCAUCAAGGUGUCCCAUGAUGAGUGGCUUUGUCCAGCAGAAGGGUAUGAAGGAGGCUCUCCUGGACCACGAAAUGGUGCAGACACUCACAAGAUCAGGGGGAAUGGGGCUUCGCAGAAACCCCGCAGACGGAGGAGAGGGACCCCUAACGACGGACCCAGAAGAGCUCUUCCUCAGUCAGAGUCUCCUCUUUGGCUCACAGGUUGCCUACGAGAUUCACUGCUAAGGGAGUUUUUACAUAGUGACAUGAAAUGAAGUGCUGAUGGACCCAAUUAAAGACAUUAAAGGAAAUCAUCUCGGUGCAAUGAUUUGAAGUAUCAGAUUAUUAUCUGGCCUACCAAAAGAGAGGAGAGUGUCUGUCAGCAGUUGCUGGGGGGGAAACCUGGAUCACAACCGGGCUGCCAGUGAUCCUCUACUGACUGAUUGUAUGACAUGAUGUGUCAGGGGGCUGAGCAGUGAGUGGAGAAAAAAAAAAACAAGUGAACCAUACCUUUCCGUCUUCAAAUCAACCCUUUAAAGAUCAUUUUAAGUGGCUGACCUUAUCAUAAAUGGUUAGUAUGACAGUUAAAUCCUCAGAAGAGAGGGUAAAACUCUACAGCACAGCGUGGCUAAUGGUCCGUGUUUUGUACUGGUUUCUCUCUUUAGGUUUCAUUUUCCAUGUUUUUGUCUGUGUUUUUGUGUAAAUAUAAUGAAGCUAAUUUUCACUGUGAAGUACGUUUGUUUUGUGGACCCUGCUGCAGAUCAUAUUAGAUCUAAAGUUAUUCUAUUACAGAAGCCGCAUUAUCAUAUGUGUGUGUGGGUGGGGUGGGUGGAUUUGCAGAAAAAGGCACAAUCUGAAUGCAACAGCUAGUCUUUUUUUUUUUUUUUUUAUGUCUGUACCAUAGCCUUGUAUUCCUUGAUGUCAUGUUUGUUUUUUUCUACCAGUUAUUUGCAAAGCUAAAAACAAAGAUUUCUAAUGCCUGAAAUUGAGUCUAUGAAAGCAUCCAUUCCAUGAAUAUCACCCUGUAACAACCAUACUAAUGUGACUAUUGUACAUUUUGUCUUUGGUUUCUGCAUAAUAAAAUGUAUUUUAAAAGA
This is a messenger RNA of Mugil cephalus (flathead mullet), 3328 nucleotides long. It is a transcript of the gene lrrc24, whose product is annotated as leucine rich repeat containing 24. Gene Ontology annotation, molecular function: protein binding. The record is from RefSeq and is a predicted model, not a curated record. The transcript is spliced from 5 exons. The coding region runs from base 621 to 2477 and encodes 618 amino acids. Lineage: Eukaryota; Metazoa; Chordata; Actinopteri; Mugiliformes; Mugilidae.